UACGCAGAUGCGAAUUUACGUGUCAUGUCAACCCCUACGCACGAUGCUGCACCUGUGAAUCACACACAAUCAGCUUCUGAUGUUCCACACAUGCUCUCUUCCCAGUAGGCUCUGGUCCAAACAUCAGUCAGACUCUGAAGCUAUCGAGGAGACGAUGAGUGUCCCGGCUCUUACCAGCCUUGACGUACAGUCUUCCGCGUCUGGCGGUCAUGUAGACCCUAUCUUUAUCGCCAAUGAAUCAGAUGUAUCGUUCAUGUCAGAUCUAUAUAGGCCGACGCUGAUAGACGCAACAACGGACAAAGAGAGAGGGGGAACAGAUGAGGAAAAGGCAGAUUCAAGAAGGGAAGCAGAGAACAGGGAAGCAGAAAAAUUGGAGAUAGAAAGAAUGGGGAUACAAGAAAUGGAGUUGGCAACCAGGGAAGCAGAGACAAGGGAAAUCGAACGAAUAGAAAUAGAGAAACCGGAGAUAGAGAGCCAGGAGUCUAUAGUGGCUAACGAGGCAGGGACAAAGAAAGAGCCACGAGUUUCUCCCGCCACGAAUACCUCAAAACUUCUUCGAACAGAGCGCAAGCUUAACAAGAAGGAUCUCUUCAUGGGCUGGUACAAGUCCAGGGGCUCGUCAGAGCUUCGGUACCCGCGCGAGUGCAUAGCACCCAAGAUCGGCGAUGUCUAUGUGCACUCCUGCAAGAAAGAGGGCCAUCCGAAGUUUCAGCUAUGGGUGCGACAGAUCAGCCGUGGGAUGACCAUCUGGGUCAAAGCUCACAUUUUCCACAUACACCCCAAAUUACUCGACCGCAGAUUAACGCUGGCGACGACAGGGGAACCCUACUGGUCAACGAGACUUUCGCUUUCGGCUUCGGGAAGUCGGGAGAGAGCUGGCAAGAUUGCAGACAUGAUUCUGUAUUGACUAGCUUGGUGGCUUGGUCCUGCAGAUGGUACUACUUUACACUAGGGCUGACCCAGACGAUAAUGACAUACUACAAUACUACUAACCUCAGGCAAUCUAGGGACCUUGUACAAUUACCGUUGACUUACUACGAUCUUCACUUGAUUUUCUAGGUGUAGCGAUGUGCAAAUGGUGACUUCAUAU
This is a messenger RNA of Suillus fuscotomentosus, 1090 nucleotides long. RefSeq lists its product as uncharacterized. Bases 80 to 907 code for a protein of 275 amino acids. NCBI's taxonomy places the organism in Eukaryota, Fungi, Basidiomycota, Agaricomycetes, Boletales, Suillaceae. The record is from RefSeq and is a predicted model, not a curated record. The transcript is spliced from 3 exons.